CGGUUUUGCUGCCCGGCCCACAGAUUGACGAGAAUAACCCCGUGGAACAGGAAAGAAAACAAUAAUACGCCGAGAAGUGAGAGCUGCGUGUGAAUUGAUCUUAAAUCAUGGACAAAUUAAAGUCCGUGUUGAGUGGCGAGGAAGGGCGCACUCAAGACAGAACUAUUUUACAGGCUGCCAACGAAGCUUCCACACUCGGCUGGGGCACACGCGUGAAGGGGUUCGUCGGCUGCUUCGUGAUCGGCUGUGUGUGUACAUUAUUGGGUGUGUGUGUGCUUUUCAUCCCGAAGAUUGGAAUAACUCUUUUUAUUGUGUUUUAUUCACUUGGAAACGUGUGUUCGCUGUGCAGCACUAUGUUUUUAAUGGGACCCGUGAAGCAACUGAAAAGAAUGUGCGACAAGACGAGAGCUCUGGCCACCACCAUCAUGCUGACAUGUCUGGUGUUGACCCUCUGUGCUGCCUUCUGGUGGAAGAAUUUCGGUCUCGCGCUGCUAUUUUGCAUUUUGCAACUUUUGGCGUUCGCCUGGUUGGAUAUGGGAUUUGCGAAACGCCAGCAGAUUUUGAAAAUACACAACUCAAAUGGUCCUACCCCCUCUCCUUCAACGCUGACUCUGACUCCACCCAUUCCAAGUACAUGGACGCGCAAUGAUGGACAAGCGAACAGAUGCACGAGAGCGAGCCAUUAGCUAGUUAGCUAGCUCCAGCAGCUACCAUAGGAUAACAACAAACAGAAGCUUGCUCUGGGUCACGAGCUUUGAGUACGUGCACGAAGGGGUCGCGCGGGGGAGGGGUCGCGGGAGUGCAGGACGACCGUUUGAUUGACGUAUUGCUGUCCAAUGCCACUCGGUGGGUCUGGAAAUCAUUGGCUGGAGUUAUUCCGAGCCCUGCCCGUUCCACAAAUGAUUGACUUGUUUAAUUUGCAUGUCAGUACUUCUAACACGGUGGCUGUAAGUGGGUUCUGAUAAGGAUUUCAAGUAAUUUUGCAAAAAUGGCCAAAAAAGAGAAUUCCAUACCCAACCUUUAAUUUUCCCUCCAAU
Messenger RNA from Gadus chalcogrammus (walleye pollock), 1037 nucleotides. It is a transcript of the gene sft2d2a, whose product is annotated as SFT2 domain containing 2a. The record is from RefSeq and is a predicted model, not a curated record. Gene Ontology annotation, cellular component: membrane. The coding region runs from base 108 to 686 and encodes 192 amino acids. The transcript is spliced from 7 exons. NCBI's taxonomy places the organism in Eukaryota, Metazoa, Chordata, Actinopteri, Gadiformes, Gadidae. Gene Ontology annotation, biological process: vesicle-mediated transport.